UUGAGUAAUAUUUAACAAAUAGAAUUAACAUAAUUUAACCAAUUCAUUAAAGCGACAUUUUUUGUACGCGCUUUUUUUAUUGUAUUGUUUUUGUGAGAUGGUCGGCAAGGGCGAAACUAAGAACAGCCGAAUAUUCCACCAGUCUUAUGUGAAAUGUUGCAAGUUACAGAACUUGACACCUCUGAAUAAUGUGAUCCCUUCGGCCAAUGGGAAAGUCCUGGACUUCUGUGUGGACCGGAUCAAGUACGUGGAAUGGCCGCCCAUACUGAACGCCCUGAGCUGUGAUCUAAGUCUCCACUCGGUCGCUAUACGAUGCAGGCAGCAAGUGAAAACUGUUCUAGAACAAAUAGACUGUGAGCGUCUCGCGAAGACUGUGAACAAGCGAGCCGUGAUCCUCACGAAGUUCAUGCUGUCCAACCUGGUGGAAGCGGUGGCGCAGCUGCUCGCCGACACGACGCUCCUCCACACCCUGAUCCUGGAGGGGCUGCCCUUGAGGAUACCCUACUUGAAUCCUAUAAGCGAGGUUCUUACGAGCAACAACUCUCUAAGCCACCUCGCGCUGCCCCGCUGCCUGAUCGGCGACGCGGGCUGCAUGGCCGUCUGCAAGGCGGUCCGCUGUCUGCCCAACAUCCUGACCCUCGACCUGUCUGGCUGCGAGCUCACGCCGCUGGGGGCGUCCUACAUCGCGGACUUAAUCAAGUACCAGAAAAUCAACCGCUACAGCGAGAACUGGGUGCACACGCUCCGGUACAGGAUGCCCGAGCUGGACGCGAUGGCGGGGCUCCGGCGCAUCUCUCUGUGCGGGAACCCGCUCGGUGAUGCCGGCGCCUCCGCGCUGCUCAGCGUGAUAGCUGAUGACUUGUGGAUCAAAGCCAUGGACCUCCAGAGCUGCGAGGCGACAGAGUCGACGGCGGCGGCGGCGCUGCUCGCCCUCCAGUCGAACACGACGCUGGUGGUGCUGGACCUGCGUCACAACUCCAUCUGUGGCGAGUCGCUGGCUAAAGUGCGGGCUGCGGUCCGGAAGAAUGAGACGGGAGUUGGGGAACAGUAUUCAUGGCUGGGCAGUACUAGCAUGUGCUCUGGUGACGGCAUCAGAGUGAUCAAACCAAUGAGUUCCAGAAAUGGAGUAAGCAAAGACCGGGCGGCGCUGAACCAGAAGAUAGCGCCGAUGAAACACACCAUCAACAAAACUACUGUCAACAAGAGGGAAAAAGACUAUGCCGAGGUACUAGAGCAACAGCUACAAGACGAGGUGGCGCACCGGCAGCAACUAGAGGAGUUGAACUCGCAGCUAGUGGAACAGAUGAAGCAAUUGCAGCAACAGCAGCUACGCCGGUGGCAGGACGCGGAGUCUUUCGGUUCAGAACAGUCCCUGGAGGCGAGCUCACGGUCGGGCAGCUCUGGCUCGUCCUGUUCGGUGCCGAUCGACCAGAGCACUCUGUCGUACAUCCAGCAGGCUUUCCGGGAUAUCUAUGCCUUUAUCAAGAACAACCAGUGCGCGGGUAACUGCGAACACGAGCCGAAGGAGCACAUCACGGAAAUCCCGGAGUCCGACGAGGAGAGGUCCGAAGACCGAGCCAGCAUCAUCCCGAAGAAGGCGCAGAGCACGCACGUGAAGCUGACGGAGCUGGUGAAGGUUGAGAAGAUGACCAAGUCGGCGCAUCUGCUCGGACACAUACAGCACAUACGGGAGACCAUGCAGAUAGUGACGAAGCCGGAGAUGAUUGAAAAACAAAUGGGAGACACGAAGAAUAUUCACAAAGAAGAACAGUAUUUAGACGAACUGCAAGAAAUGAAUUCUUGUACCACCAAGAGUAGAAAAGACAGUAUGAUAUCGCGGAAUUCGAGAAGCAGCGGCAGUCUAGUAUCAGACUCGUCGGACACGUUGGUGUCAUCACACAACUUGCGCGCGCGCGCGAGCCCGCACCGCGCACACAGCCCGCGCCACAAGCGCAGCCCGCGCCGCGUGCGCCACACGCCGCGCGACGCCCCCUCCCCGCCGCGCGCGCUCAACCCGCGCGAGGCCCUAUACUCGUCCUCGGAUGAUAGUUCGUGAUUUUUGUAGAUUUUUUAUGUAAAUUUUGUGAGCAGUAAAUUAUUCUUUUUA
Molecule: messenger RNA, 2107 nt
Organism: Leguminivora glycinivorella
Lineage: Eukaryota; Metazoa; Arthropoda; Insecta; Lepidoptera; Tortricidae
Product: protein Cep78 homolog
Exons: 12
Coding region: 98-2056 (652 amino acids)
Cellular component (GO): centrosome
Molecular function (GO): protein binding
Source: RefSeq, a predicted model, not a curated record